This is a messenger RNA of Paramecium sonneborni, 2399 nucleotides long. The record is from the annotation of a GenBank genome assembly. Lineage: Eukaryota; Ciliophora; Oligohymenophorea; Peniculida; Parameciidae.
AUGUCAUUUAUAUAAAUAUAGGAAUCAUAGAAAUUGGUUAAUUAUUUGAAUUCUCACCCAGGAGUGUUAGUUUUUCUUGAUGUAAGGGUUGCAUAGAUUAAAGAAGUUUAAAUGCUAGUACAAUAAAAAUAUAUAGUUUAAUUUAAGUAAAUUCGUCAUCAACCUAUUUUAGAAAUACAAACAAAAAAAUUGCUCUUCAUCUAAAAUCUUAAGCCUUUGUAACUAAGGUAUCAUUAUAUAAAUAUACUUUUUAGGAACAUAAACUAGAGACCGAUUACUUGAUUGCGUAAAAGAUGUCAUCUCAUAAUUUUCCAGUAGAGAGACCUUUUUUCUUUUGUGAUGAUAAAUCUAUUAUUGGAGAAGAAUUUUAUGCAACAGAGUACUUUGAAGGGAGAAGGUUUGGGAAUUAAGAAUUGAUAAAUUUGACAUUCGAAGAAAAGAGAAUAAUUUUGAUAGAAUGUGCAAAAACAUUAGCUUAUUUGCAUUCAAUAAGCUUAAAUUAACUAGGUCUUGGAGAAUAAGAGGAUAAAAGCAAUCACUAUUAAAUAAUAUGUAAGUAAUUAUUAAAUUCAUAUAAAUAAAAUGAAACAAAAAUAUCAACCAAUAUUGAAGAUAUAUUGUAUUGGUUACCUAUGAAUAUUCCAACAAAAUAAGAACUUGAUAAUCUUUGUUUAAUUCAUGGUAACUUCUAAUUUUAGAAUAUAUUAUUUCAUCCAACUGAGCCUAAGAUUCUUGCUAUAUUAGAAUGGUAAGGAGCAUAAAUAGGGAAUGCUUUUACAGAUUUAGCUAAUUUGAUAUCUCCCUACUAUAUUCCAUAUAAUAAUGAAAUUUAUGAAUAUAAUGGAUGGUAAGGAAUUGAGACAUUGAUAGGAAUCCCAAUAUUAGAAGAAGUAGUUAAUUCAUACUUCAAUGCUAGAAAUAGUUUUGAAAUUCCAGAUAUCAGAUACCAAGUGAUAAUAUCUAUUUUGGCAAAGUCGAUUGAUUAAUAAAUAAAAUACAAAAUAUCAAAGGAUAAGUAAUAUUAAAUUAAUUCUGAAUUUCUUUCUUAAGCAGGAUAUUCAGUUAUUUUAAAUAAAACUGACUAAGAUCCAUUUGGAAUAAGGAAAAGAGCUUUAUCUGAUUUUUCAUUAUGGUCAAGUUGGCCAGUAUCUGACAGAUGCAAAAGCUAUUAUUAUAGGAUAAAGGAUUUUUUAAUAGAGAAUGUAUUUCCAAUUGAAAAAGAAAUUUUAGAUUAAACUAGAAUUAGACCAAAUUCAAUAUCAAAUAAAGGAAUUCCUGAAGUAGAAGCUUUAUAGAGAAAGGCAAAGUAAUUAGGAUUAUGGAAUUUAUUCAUAUCUGAACCUUUAUAUGGAAAAGGACUUACAAGUUUAGAAUAUGUAUUUUUAUCAGAAUUAAUGGGAUUAAGUUAUUUGGCUCAUGAAAUCUUUAAUUGUUUUGCUCCAGAAACUGGUAAUAUAAAAUUACUGAUUGGUUAUGGAACUUAAUUUUAAAAAGAGAAAUACUUAAAACCAUUAUUAGAGGGAGAAUGCAAAUCCUUUUUUGCAAUGACAGAGAAAAGAGUAUCUUCAUCGGAUCCAAAUAAUUUUGAAUUAACUAUUACUCCAAUAAAUGGAGGUUUUAUAGUAAAUGGAGGAAAGUGGUUUGUAUCUAGUGCACCAGAUGAAAGGGCUAGAUUUGGAAUUGUGAUGGGCAAAUCGUCUAAAGAUAUGUAAAAUCCUUUAGAAUCAUAAUCUAUGAUCAUAGUUGACAUGCCCAAUCCUAAUAUUAAGAUACUAAGACAAUUAGAAAUUCUAAAUUUUAAUGAUUAUCCUCAUAGCUAUGCAGAAAUAGAAUUUGAUAAUGUUUUCAUUCCAUAAGAAAAUCUUUUAGGAUAAUUGGGAGGUGCUUUUAAAAUGGCUUAAGGAAGGUUACUUGGAGGAAGAUUACAUCAUUGUGUUAGAUAGAUUGGAUUAACUAGUAGAUGUCUAGAUUUAAUGAUGAAUAAAUCAGAAUCAGGACUUGUUUUCAAUUAAAAAUUGAAAGAUAAUAAUGCUUUUUAAGAGAAAUUAGGUAAAAUGAAAAUUGCUAUACAAAAUUGUAGGCUAUUAAGUCUUAAUGCAGGAUUAUUAUUAGAUUCUGCAGGAUCAUAAAAUCUAAGAACUAUUAUGGCUGUUAGUUUAUGUAAAGCUCAUAUACCCAAAACGUGCUAAAAAUUGAUAGAUUAAUGUAUCCAAGCUUUUGGUGUUGAAGGUUUAACAGAUGAUCAUCCACUAACUGUCUCUUUCAUAUUUGCAAGAGCUAUUAGACUUAUGGAUGGACCUUGUGAACUUCAUCUUAAACAAAUUGCCAAAUUUGCUUAUGUUAAUCAUCUAUUCAAUGAUCUAAAUAAUGUUCAAGGAUAUGGAUUAGCAAAAUUGUGA